AGCGGUGUGCAUGUGUCGUUUGUUCAGUGCAAUCGCGAGUGUUUCGUUAUCAUUAAAAAAAAACUUCUCUUAAAUAUCCUCUGGAUUACUGCUGAGACUUCAGCGUUUAAAAAACGAACGAACAGCCCUAUGUCGCGAGGCGUACACAGCUCUAACUAAAGCACUAGCGCACAGCACUCAUCAUGUCGUCCAAGGCGAUACGCGAGGCCACCGGCAAAAACCUCAUAAACAGGCAUAUAGCGUCAGGCACGGCGCUGGUGCCCUGCAGGUUCGCCACCUUCGAGCAAAGCACUAUCUGGGAAGACGAGCUGGGAAAGAAUCCAUGGCUUACGAAAGAGCAACUGGUAGUGAAGCCCGAUCAGCUAAUCAAGCGUCGCGGCAAGCUCGGCCUGGUGGGCGUGAACAAGACAGCAGCUGAAGUCCGCCGGUGGCUCAGCGAGCAUAUGGGAAAGGAACAGACAGUGGGAGCCGCGCAGGGAAAGCUACGGCACUUCAUUGUAGAACCUUUUGUCAAGCAUGAACCGAACGAAGAGAUGUACCUGUGCAUCCAGUCAGGCCGUCGCACUGACACAAUCCUGUUCCACCACCAGGGCGGUGUGGACGUCGGCGACGUCGACGCGCUCGCCGUCAGGCUUGAGGUACCCGUUGAUACAUUCCCGACUAGCGAAGAAGUUGAACGAACUUUGCUGAAAAACGUCAAAUUAGCGUCCAUUAAGAGAAUACUCACCACCUUCAUACUGUCUCUCUACCGGGUCUACGUAGAUCUCUAUUUCACCUACAUGGAAAUCAACCCUAUAGUGGUGACCAACGAGCGUAUAUACCUCCUCGAUCUAGCCGCCAAGUUGGAUCAGACGGCUGACUUCAUUUGUGCCAAGAAUUGGGGUGAAAUUACCUUCCCUCCCCCCUUUGGACGCGAUGCUUAUCCUGAGGAGGCACAUAUUGCUGAUUUGGACGCCAAGAGUGGAGCCAGUUUGAAGUUAACCAUUCUGAACAAGUCGGGUCGCAUCUGGACCAUGGUCGCUGGAGGCGGCGCGUCGGUCGUGUACACGGACACCAUUUGCGAGCUCGGCGGCGCGGCGGAACUGGCCAACUACGGAGAAUACUCCGGCGCACCCACUGAAAGCCAGACCGCCGACUAUGCCAAGACCAUCUUCAGCUUAAUGUGUAGAGAGAAACAUCCCAAUGGAAAGGUUCUCAUAAUCGGCGGCGGCAUCGCGAACUUCACAAACGUGGCGGACACUUUCCGUGGCAUCAUCACCGCCAUCGAGACGUAUAAGGACGCGCUUAUCCAAUACAACGUCACCAUCUUCGUGAGAAGGGGCGGACCCAACUACCAAGAGGGACUUAGACAAAUGCGCGAAGUUGGACACCGGCUCCGCAUCCCGUUGUACGUGUUCGGGCCAGAAGCCAACAUGACUUCUAUUGUUGGACUGGCUUUGGGCCAGUGCGUCAUUCCAAAAGAGCAUCAGUUGGACUACGCUCCCAAACAGCUGCCUAAACCACAGCCCUAUCCCAAGCCAAAGCUAGAGAUUCCAGAGUUAACCCACAAGCUUCUUGAUUUGGUGUGCUCUGAGUCGCCAACGCGACUGGAUCUGGGCCAGCAGGUGUCUACUGCCAGACCGCUAUUUAACGACAGGACGAAAGCCAUCAUUUGGGGCAUGCAGAAUCGAGCUAUACAGGGCAUGUUGGACUUCGAUUAUAUCUGCCGACGUGCAGAACCUUCGGUGGUGGCAAUAGUGUACCCCUUCACGGCAGAUCAUAAGCAGAAGUAUUACUUCGGAAACAAGGAAGUUUUUAUACCUGUGUUCUCCGACAUGGAUGUGGCUAUGAGGAAACACCAGGAAGCAACAGUGUUGGUCAAUUUCGCUUCUCUACGAUCUGCCUAUGACAGCACAAUGCAGACGUAAUUCCACGUACUUUUGAGGUCGGUUUUUUUAGUACUCUGUGCUGAGAUUAUUUCUUAUUAUCCUUUUUCAUUCCCAAAGGUAAAUAUCAUUGGCCCAGCUACUGUGGGCGGUAUCAAACCAGGCUGCUUCAAGAUUGGCAACACAGCCGGCAUGAUUGACAAUAUUAUUGACAGUAAGCUGUACAGGCCAGGCAGCGUGGCGUAUGUCUCUCGUUCAGGCGGUAUGAGCAACGAGCUCAAUAACAUCCUGUCGAAGGAGGCCGACGGCGUCUGCGAGGGAGUCGCCAUCGGUGGUGAUCGCUACCCUGGAACCACAUUUAUCGAUCAUUUACUCAGAUUCGAAGCGGAUCCGAAUGUGAAAAUGCUUGUACUCCUAGGCGAAGUAGGCGGAGUAGAGGAAUACCAUGUGUGCAGAGCCAUGCGGGAUGGCAUCAUCAAGAAACCCAUGGUCGCAUGGUGCAUCGGAACUUGCUCCGAUAUGUUCACAUCGGAAGUGCAGUUCGGGCAUGCGGGUUCCCUGGCCGGCUCCGCGUUAGAGAAGGCCGUCGCCAAGAACGCCGGACUCAAGUCCUUUGGUGCCACGGUGCCGGAGUCGUUCGACUCCCUAGGGACAUCCGUUCGAAAGGUGUACGAGAAAUUAGUAAACGAAGGGAAGAUUAUCGUUAAAGAAGAGAUCGAGCCUCCGAAAGUACCAAUGGACUACGAUUGGGCGAGGAAAUUGGGUCUCAUUCGCAAACCAGCUGCGUUCAUAAGCACGAUCUGUGACGAACGUGGGCAAGAGCUUUCGUACUGCGGAGUGCCUAUCACGCAGAUCCUCGAGAGACAGCUAGGCGUUGGCGGAACCAUCAGUCUGCUUUGGUUCCAGCGGGAGCUACCAGAUUGGGCGUGUAAAUUCUUCGAACUUGUUCUAAUUGUGACCGCCGACCACGGACCUGCUGUUUCCGGCGCACACAACACCAUGGUCACGGCGAGAGCCGGCAAGGACCUCAUCUCUUCAGUUGUCAGUGGGCUGCUUACAAUUGGUGACAGAUUUGGUGGAGCGCUGGAUCGCGCGGCGGCAGAUUUCUGUGCCGCGUACGAUAAGGGUCAGCACCCGCAGGAGUUUGUCAAUGAGAAGAGAGCUAAGGGUGAACUCAUCAUGGGCAUCGGACACAGAGUGAAGUCAAUAAACAACCCGGACUCGCGCGUGCGCGAAUUGAAGGCGUACGUGACGUCCCGCUGGCCGGCGUGGCCCGUGACGCGCUACGCGCUGGACGUGGAAGCCAUCACCACCCGCAAGAAGCCCAACCUCAUCCUCAACGUGGACGGCAUCGUCGCCUGCGCCAUGGUUGACAUGCUGCGCCAUUGUCAGCUGUUCACACAGGAAGAAGGAAACAACUACAUCCAAAUGGGCUCAAUCAACGCACUAUUCGUCUUAGGCCGAACUAUCGGCCUUGUCGGGCAUUACCUCGACCAGAAGCGCAUGAAGCAGCCCCUGUACCGCCAUCCGUGGGACGAUAUCACCUAUAUGAGCCCGUUAAACUAAAACUUCAGAUAUUGAGAGCGGACCUUUUUAAGUUGUCACUUAAUUUGGCAUUGGUUUUUUUUUAUUUAUUUAUUUGCUCAUAUUACAAUAAUUUAUUAUCUAAGUACCAGGCAGUCUUAAACCUAAAGGGUUUGUUUGAGUGUUGCUCUAUUCGUAAUAUUUAUACACACAUAAUCUUAAACAUAUAGACAACAUUUUGUUUAUACAAAGACUUAUGUAAUACAAAUAAACGUACGUACGUUUCAAUUGUGAAACAACAGCGGACGCAAACUAAGCUUUUGUAUCUACUGUAGUGAAUGAAUUCUAUAGAGAACCUUUGUCCUGCGGUUUAACGACACGCCGCACUGCCCGCUGCCCCAUCAGUCAUCGGGUGCUUGUCAACGCUGGAUCUGUGUCAAAUUUUCUCCACCUGUUCAUAUUUAAAUAUCAUAAUUUUCUGCGCUCCGAUGCCUCCAAAACCUCCUAAAAUCUAGCGUUUGAAUAGCUCGCCUUGAGAUCGGAUGAAAUGGUGGCAAAGGGUGUGUCUAUUUAACAUUAAAAAAAACACAAAUUAUGUAUCUAAAAUUGCGCGUGCAGAAAAACUUUCAGGUCUAGGUAUACUUAAUUUUUUGCGUUCAUCAUAGAGCGUAGUUUGCUUUCGAACGAAUUGAAGCCAAUUUGAAUUAGUAGUCGAUCACAGAUUAGCGAUUAGUUUAGUGUUGCACAAUAUCGUUAUUCUUUUGUUUUUGAGAUUUUGCUCACGAAAACAAGUACUUGGAGUCCGUCUUAUGCUUCAUAGGGUAUUUGACAAGUUAAUUUUUAUAUAAAGACCAAACAAACAAAGGGAAAUUCCUUCGAGCUGACUGCACUGGAACCAGACUGUUUAGUCGCAGUAGAGCUCCUUGUGAGAGUUCGUCAAGGGAAGUACAUAGAUCCGCCAAAACCAAAUACAUAGAUCCGCCAAAAAGCGCAUAGAAAAAUUCGCGAGGUCCGCUGGUUGGUUCCGUGGCUUAGUUGGCAUAGCGUCUGGCACGGUUUGCUAGGGUACAUCGCUAAGCUAGUUGAAAUUACGCAGCUGAAAUUGCACGUGUACUUUGCCUCGAUCGUAAAUCCAUAAUAAGUAUAAAAAAUAUAUAUAUUUUGCGCCCUGACGCGUGAUUGCGCGUACGCAAAUUCAGCAGCGUUUUUUCCGCUAGACAAUUAAGUGACAACUUAAACGUAAUCGAGUUAAGAGUAUAUGAUUUGUAGAUUUUUUUUAAAGCAAUGUUAUUUCUACAAAAAAAGAAAAAACGUACGGUAGGUGUUUUUAAAUAAAUAAAAAAAUGUUAAUAGUUCUAGCUUUAGGGGGUUAUUAAGUGUAGCUGUUUCUCGUGACAAAUGAAAAGGUACUCUAUUUUGUUUAGUAUAAGCAUCAUAAUACUGGUCCCGCCUCUAAAGUGAUUUUUUAAAACUUUUUCUAGCUGCUUUUCUAAGUUUUCAAGCCCACUUUCUACUGCUUGACACAGGUCUCAGUUAUUUUAGAGUAGUAACGAGUUGAAGAAUUUUUAGUAAACGAUUGUAAAUGGCCUAAUGCUCUUUGUUAGUAGACCUGUGUAGAACAGUGGGACAUUAAGGCUAUUAUUAUACUCACACAAAAUCUCGUGUUAAGUGAUGAUAUUUGAAAUUAUACUGUACCCACUCAGCACACGGUUUGAGUGUUUUUCAAAUGAAGCUGUACUAAAUGAAGUAUAGGUAUCCUGUCAUUCCAUUCGUUUAUUUAUGAUACAUUUGUGUUAAGUACAACAAGAUCUGAUGAUGAUUGAAAAUCGUGCAAAAUUUUUAAUAAAAUAGAAAAAA
Messenger RNA from Hyposmocoma kahamanoa, 5246 nucleotides. It is a transcript of the gene ATPCL, whose product is annotated as ATP-citrate synthase. Gene Ontology annotation, biological process: fatty acid biosynthetic process; citrate metabolic process; acetyl-CoA biosynthetic process. The record is from RefSeq and is a predicted model, not a curated record. Gene Ontology annotation, molecular function: ATP citrate synthase activity. Gene Ontology annotation, cellular component: cytosol. Lineage: Eukaryota; Metazoa; Arthropoda; Insecta; Lepidoptera; Cosmopterigidae. The transcript has 23 exons.